Molecule: messenger RNA, 388 nt
Organism: Hyaena hyaena (striped hyena)
Lineage: Eukaryota; Metazoa; Chordata; Mammalia; Carnivora; Hyaenidae
Product: NADH dehydrogenase [ubiquinone] 1 beta subcomplex subunit 3
Exons: 1
Coding region: 27-323 (98 amino acids)
Biological process (GO): mitochondrial respiratory chain complex I assembly; electron transport chain
Cellular component (GO): mitochondrion
Source: RefSeq, a predicted model, not a curated record
CGUGAGAGGUCAGAUUGCUGUCAGACAUGGCCCAUGGACACGGACAUGAACAUGGUCAUAGUAAAUUAAAACUUCCAGAUUAUAAACAAUGGAAGAUAGAAGGGACACCAUUAGAAACUGUCCAGGAGAAGCUGGCUGCACGAGGGCUAAGGGAUCCAUGGGGCCGCAAUGAAGCUUGGAGAUACAUGGGUGGCUUUGCAAACAAUGUUUCCUUUGUUGGUGCAUUAUUAAAAGGAUUCAAAUGGGGAUUUGCUGCAUUUGUGGUAGCUGUAGGGGCUGAAUAUUACCUGGAGUCUCGGAAUAAAGAUAAGAAGCAUCAUUGAAGAAAAUACCUGAAAGUAUCUUGAAGUCUUCUUAAUUCUCCUAUAAAAAUAAGAUUUCAUCAACA